CUAGGAAAUACAUACGACAGAUCAAUUAUAGUUGAUGGAGAAGAAGCAUCUCUCGUGGUGUUUGAUAUAUGGGAGCAGGAUGACAGCCAAUGGCUUCAGAACCACUGUAUGAAAAUGGGAGAUGCCUAUAUUAUUGUAUACUCAGUGACAGACAAAGUUAGUUUUGAAAAGGCCUCUGAGCUAAGAAUCCAGCUAAGAAGAGCAAGACAAACAGAAGACAUUCCUAUUAUUCUUGUGGGCAAUAAAAGCGACCUAGUCAGGUCCCGGGAAGUCUCAGUUGAUGAGGGACGAGCCUGUGCUGUUGUGUUUGACUGCAAAUUCAUUGAGACCUCAGCUGCUCUUCAUCAUAAUGUCAAAGACCUGUUUGAAGGUAUUGUUCGGCAAAUUAGACUUCGCAAAGACAGUAAAGAAGACAAUGCUAGGAGAAUGGCUAACACAAAAAGAAGAGAAAGCAUAGGCAAAAAGGCAAAGCGAUUCCUUGGGAGAAUUGUGGCAAAGAACAAUAAGAAGAUGGCGUUCAAAGCAAAAUCAAAGUCUUGUCAUGACUUAUCUGUGCUUUAGAAGCUAUCGGCAAGGCCAGAUGUUGCACGUGGGUGAUGAACAAGCAUUUGACUUAUGAGAAGUGUAUAGAUGAUCCUCAUGGUGAUAACAAGGAUGACUUAUCAAUUGAGACUCUCAUUAAUGCCUUAAGGUGCGCACGCAAGUCUGGAAGUUACACUACAAUGUCUGCUUCAUUGAUAAAUGGUUUAAGUUUCAAUGCGUGCAAGUAAAUGAACUAACUUUAAGUGGCUUGACAUACCCACAUUUUCACUGUGUACAUAUGUUAUAUAUCCUCUUGUCCUGUGGAUACCAGAGAUGCAAAGAUAAGAAAGGAUGAUGAUAAAUAUCACCACAGACUUGUCUCAUUUGCAGAGCAAAACUUAAACUUGUACGCAGGCUCGUACACUCUUUUUAGUAUAAAGCAAGCAAUGAUAAAUCUUUUUAAACUUAAAUGUGGAGAGGGGGGAGUAGAACCACAUUAGAAAGGGAGAAAUUAGAUAUAUAUAUUUAAAUACUGAACAGAUAUCAUUUUAUGAAGUUAAUUUGCACUUCCAUUAACCAUUAUUCAAUUUGUUACUUGUUUACAUGCAGAUUUUAUAAUAAAGUAUUAUUUCCUGUUAUAAUAAA
Messenger RNA from Cariama cristata (Red-legged seriema), 1167 nucleotides. RefSeq names its product Ras-related associated with diabetes (gene RRAD). Gene Ontology annotation, cellular component: plasma membrane. The annotation marks the transcript as partial. Lineage: Eukaryota; Metazoa; Chordata; Aves; Cariamiformes; Cariamidae. The record is from RefSeq and is a predicted model, not a curated record. The transcript is spliced from 3 exons. Gene Ontology annotation, molecular function: GTP binding; GTPase activity; calcium channel regulator activity.